AUGUUUUGUGGUAAUAAGAAAUAUUGCGGUGAUGGAGAAAGACCAGAAGAUAACUUGAAACCAGUACUCAUCGAUUCACUACUCAGGGAGGAUAUUAUUGAUAUAGGAUGCGGCGAUGAGCAUGCGGUUGCAGUUGCUUACGGUGGUAAGGUGUAUGUUUGGGGUAAUGGUGCAAAUGGUCGUCUUGGUACUGGUAGCACCAGUUUUGUAACGACCGCUGUACCGGUUGUAGAUGUACUUUCGAUUUCAUUCAAUUAUUAUGUGCCGAAGUUAUUUCAGGGAAUCAUUACAGAUGCAUUAACGUUAACAGCUAUUAAAGGAUUUCCAUCGCGAGUCGUUGAUACGCUGGCUUGUGGUGAUGGUUUUUCAUUGGCUGGCACAGCAGAUAACGAAUUAUACUUCUGGGGAUCACGAUGUCAGCAACCCUGGUCACGGCUUACUGUCGAUGAUUUAGAAGCACUUGAUCCUAGCACUGAUUUCGAAAAGUUGGAAAGCAACGAUGACGACGAUACAUUUAUAUCGUUAGCGGACCUCGUAAGCAGCAAACGAAAUGUUAUAGUGGUGAUCGAAACGUCAUUUCCAAAUGAACGAAAGCAAUUGUCAAAACGGCUAAACAAUUCAUUACCGCAAGCAACGGGGCUUGAAGAUUCGCAAGUCGAAACGUGGAUCCAGCGAGAACUUGAUGACGCUGAAUACCUGCCUAAAACUUAUUCCGGAAAAAGCACCACAAAUGCGAAUGGAACAAAUGUUACCUCAAACAAUACCUCGAUGGACAAAACAAAACUCGAUGAACGCCAAUUGCUAGAAGAAAUUGAAAAACUGAAGGAAAAAAUCAGUGAUCAGAGUCGUACAUGUAAGGAACACGAAAGUCAAAUGCAGGAUCUCAAGAAUAAAUUAACAGAGCUGCAGCAGCUGCAAACACGGCAACAGUAUCAUGAGCCGCCACCAGAAUACAGCGAAAGUAAAGGCUUCUUGCUGAGGAACAACAUGUUCUCGAGAGUGCAGAGUCGGACCUGUGUUUUAUUGUAA
Molecule: messenger RNA, 1029 nt
Organism: Gongylonema pulchrum
Lineage: Eukaryota; Metazoa; Nematoda; Chromadorea; Rhabditida; Gongylonematidae
Source: the annotation of a GenBank genome assembly